Struthio camelus australis is the source of this 4022-nucleotide messenger RNA. The record is from RefSeq and is a predicted model, not a curated record. Lineage: Eukaryota; Metazoa; Chordata; Aves; Struthioniformes; Struthionidae.
AGUGCUUUCCCUUUAAAACGUGAGCAUUAUGGUGAAGAAAAGAUAUUGGCAUGAACAAUAUAACUCUUUCAGAGAGUUCCUGUAAACACUAGUAAAUUCGACUGGCAGGAUAUGUCCUGGAGAUUUUUUACGACAGCAACUAUCAAGGGAAAAAUUUGCGAAUGGGAUGAAUACGCCAUUGUUGACUAUUACCUGACAGAAGCUGGCUGGGCACUUCCCUAGUGAUGUUUUUAUUUUUCACAUUGCCCAAUUUGAGUUUGCUGAUACUGAUUUAAAAAUAAAUCAAAGUGGAGUACCAUAAACUUGAUAUGGAGAGUAAAAAAAAAGACAAGGACAAAGCAGAUGAAAGAAUGGCACGGCCUAGUGGGAGGUCAGGCCACAAUCCACGUGGAUCUGGUUCUUCAAAUUCUGGAGUGUUAAUGGUUGGACCUAACUUUAGAGUUGGCAAAAAAAUUGGAUGCGGAAAUUUUGGAGAGCUGCGGUUAGGAAAAAAUUUAUACACAAAUGAAUAUGUGGCAAUUAAGCUGGAGCCAAUGAAGUCAAGAGCACCACAGCUACAUUUGGAAUACAGAUUCUACAAGCAGCUAGGAUCUGGAGAUGGAAUACCUCAGGUCUACUAUUUUGGCCCAUGUGGCAAAUAUAAUGCCAUGGUGCUAGAACUACUGGGACCUAGUUUGGAAGAUUUAUUUGACUUGUGUGAUAGGACAUUUUCUCUUAAAACUGUUCUUAUGAUAGCCAUCCAGCUGAUUUCUCGUAUGGAAUAUGUCCAUUCAAAGAACUUGAUUUACAGAGAUGUAAAACCCGAGAACUUCUUAAUAGGACGACCUGGAAACAAAACCCAGCAAAUUAUUCAUAUUAUAGAUUUUGGUUUGGCAAAGGAAUAUAUAGAUCCAGAAACAAAGAAGCACAUACCAUAUCGAGAACACAAGAGCCUUACAGGAACAGCUAGAUACAUGAGUAUAAAUACACAUUUAGGAAAAGAGCAAAGUAGAAGAGAUGAUUUGGAAGCUUUAGGUCAUAUGUUUAUGUAUUUUCUCAGAGGAAGCCUUCCAUGGCAAGGUUUGAAGGCUGAUACAUUAAAAGAACGUUAUCAGAAAAUUGGAGACACAAAACGAGCAACACCAAUAGAAGUUUUGUGUGAAAAUUUCCCAGAGGAAAUGGCUACAUAUCUACGUUACGUAAGAAGGCUAGAUUUUUUUGAAAAGCCGGACUACGACUACUUACGAAAGCUCUUCACAGACUUAUUGGAUCGGAAGGGCUAUAUGUUUGAUUAUGAAUAUGACUGGAUUGGCAAACAGUUGCCUACUCCAGUGGGUUCAAUCCAUUCAGAUCCUGCACUGUCUUCAAGCAGAGAAGCACAUCAGCACAGGGAUAAGAUGCAGCAAUCCAAAAAUCAGUCGACAGAUCAUAGGGCAGCUUGGGACUCCCAGCAAGCCAAUCCACAUCACUUGAGAGCUCACCUAGCAGCUGACAGACAUGGUGGCUCGGUACAGGUAGUAAGCUCUACAAAUGGAGAACUGAACACAGAUGACCCAACUGCAGGCCGUUCUAAUGCACCCAUCACAGCUCCUGCAGAAGUAGAAGUCAUGGACGAGACAAACUGCCAGAAAGUGUUGAACAUGUGUUAUGUAACUCUCAGAGCAGCUCUGGUCUGCCUCUGCCCACUGCUACUUUUUCAGUGACUGAGCGACAGGGUGCCCUUGGAUAUUUUGAGAAGGUGCUGCUGUUUUUUCAAGCGAAGGAAAAGAAAAACCAUUCAACGCCAGAAAUGACUUUAGAAGCAAGCAGAACAUGGGAAAUUGAUUACUUGUUCAACUGCUGUCUUGUGAUCUAAAAAAAUCUCUGUAAUGACCACACAUGUUUUCCAAGGACUCCCUUAGAAAUGAAGUGUCUUGCCUCUGUGCUUUGGUUCUCCUAUGUCCAUAUUUUUUAAUUUGUUUAUUUCAGAAGCUUUAAAGUCUCAUCAAAUACGAGUGCUUCUUUGACCAUCAAUAAAUGGACCAACAAAAUGGACACUAUCUUCACUAAAGCUAAACUUCAGAAACAUUUCUCCUGCUCUACAAAGUAUUAGUGGUGUCUUGGCUGAAGAAAGAAGUCAUAAAUUUGGUGUUUCACUUCUGUAACAGUGUAUCGAAAGGAGUCUUUAAAAAAAAGUGGAAAAAAUAUAGAUGCUCAAGCAUUUAGAAAAAUAAGUCUUACCUUAAGAUUUUUUUUUUGCAUUGACCCCCCCCCCCAUAUUACUGAUGGUACUGCAGUCAAUCUGUAUUAGCAUCAAGUCCUCUAUGAUAUCAUGGUACAGUCACUGUCCAGAGAGAUCAGGUUGGAAGCUGCAGUGCAGCUGAAGACAGUUGUCUAAAUGCUGGUGGUAUUAAUGAACAAAAAGCAUUUCUAGUAGUCUGAGUUUGAAAAUCUGCUUUUGUCAUUCCUAUAACAGAGUUGCAGUAUAGUAGAAAUGGCGAGAGUGUUUGUACAAAAAAUGCAGAUAUUUGAAUAACGUAAGUUGUGCUUCCAGAAAUGUUAGUAAGAUUGAAAUAUUUUCAAAAGAAAGGAUCUACAGAGGAAUGAUAAAAUACACUAAGAAGAAAUAAAUGUGAAUUUGAUUAAAGUAGAAUUGAUAUUAAAGCCUAAAUAUUCACUACAGUAACUGCUGAUUGACAACUCUUUAAAUUGAAAAUGUUGAUGUGCCAUGUAAUGAUGUUAGAGAUCUGUUUGUAAAUUAUUUUACUCUUUGAUUUUAGAAAACAGAUGCAAUGAAAGUGGGUUGGACUUCUACUGCCUUCUCUGUGUACUAGCCCAUAGCACCCAAAAUCUGCUGUGAUUUUUUUUUCUUCUGCAGUUUUCUUAUCUUUCAGUAUAAUAUUACUGCUAUUGUAAGAUGAUGUGGCAAAGAAGGGUCAGGUACUUUCCCCAAAGUCCUAAGAAGUGCCUGCAAUAUGAGCAAACCAGCUGUUCUUGUAGAAAAGGCAGCCUAUUUUAUUUUUUCAAGUCUGCUUGUUUUAAAGCCAUAAUGACAGAGGUGUGCUAUUUUCACGUUUAGCUUCCAGUUAAUUGGAAGGAUGGAGUAAAAGGUGGAAGUGACUAGACACAUUUGUUGACCAAAACUCAAAUUCUCUCAAUUUUUUUUUACAAGUCUUCUAAAGCUAACUAGUAAUAUUUUUUUCUGUACACGCAUGCCUCUUGGCAUAUUUAUUUAUUUUUAAUCUGUUUUGUGGUAAUACUUAAUGUAUAUUAAAGAUAAAUGCACACCUUUGAAUUCAUUAUUGCAUUUACAGGGAUUUUAAUUGUAUUUUGUAAUUUAUUUUUCCUUAACAGCCAAAAGUGUAGUGCAUUGUUUGAGUUAUGUGCUCGUAUGAACACAGUGUGUACUUUGAUCUUUGUCACAUUGCUGUUAAGUUUUUGUUUUAAAAAAACUGAGCUUGGCCUACAAAAACAUGUUGUAUAACUUGAUCAACAGUCUCUGCUCUCCCUGUUUGUGGUAUUGAUUAUCUCAAACUGAUGGGAGUUGCUUUUCUUUUGAGCUGAAGAGAUGGGAGGUUACUUGACCAUUCUAAUGUGAAAACGCAUCCUUUUUUGCAGUAUUUGACCAAAUUUGUUGCUUCAUAAUAUUUGUAAAUACAUAUAGUGUCUGUAUUUCUCAUACAUCUGACUGGUUUCCUUCUUGGAGAUUUUGGGCCUGUACAGCGUUUAUAAGAUGAGAACUCCUUACACAUAACAAUGUCUGUAUUAAUCCAGUUAUGGACCUAAAAUAUUUUAAAAGGUAAAAUCUGUUUAUUUGCUGCAAUGACCAGUAUUUAGACACUUGCUUUUUAGCAGUAUUUAAAUGCUCCACUUUAAUGCUGAAGAAAGUUUUCUUCUAGCAAAACAAACUGGUCAGUAGUAAGUAAUGCAGGUAUGUUCAGGUAAAGCCAAUAUGAUUUGCAUUUAUAUGCUUUUUUCCUAUCUAAACUAAUGAAGUCAACAUUGUCUGGAUGUCUAAAUAAUGAAAUACAUCCCUGUUUAAUUGUAACUGAAGAGAAAAAUAA